Messenger RNA from Telopea speciosissima, 999 nucleotides. RefSeq lists its product as uncharacterized. NCBI's taxonomy places the organism in Eukaryota, Viridiplantae, Streptophyta, Magnoliopsida, Proteales, Proteaceae. Gene Ontology annotation, cellular component: chloroplast thylakoid membrane. The record is from RefSeq and is a predicted model, not a curated record. The transcript is spliced from 2 exons. Bases 83 to 865 code for a protein of 260 amino acids.
ACUCAAUGCAAAACCAAGCUUUUUCCAGAUUCUCGCUCUCUCUGCUCUCUCUGCUCUCUCUUCACGGUUAGGCAUCGGAUGCAUGACCAGAAAAAUGGCCCUUUCUUUAAAUCCAGUCGCCAGUUUCCAAUCAACGCUGCAAGCAAAAUCUCACAAUUUCUCAAGAACUUACCCAGGAGCUUCUGGGCUAAAGAUUAAUUAUAUUGCAGUUACGGGGCGAAGGUUUUGGUUGGGGAGUAAAAUAAAAGAUAAUAGAAGAUGCCUUGUUAUCUUGGCUGCUGAUGGCAAUAAGGUUGUAACAGAAUCAACCAAUAAAGAUUCCAGAAAUUCAGAAAGAGCACUGCCCAGCGACCAGUCGUCAUCAGCAGAGCCUUUAUCCUUAAACUCUUCACCUGUUACAAUCCAGUCUGACACUAGUGCUCAAGAUGGAUUGGGAUUCCAAAUGCCCAAGGAUUCUAAUGGGUUGCAGGUUCCUUCUGAUGUGAAGCAGAUCAACUCAGCUGCUCCAAGUUUGCAAUCUACAGUAAAGAGAUCAUCUUUGACUGCAAGAGAGAAAUUGAGGGCAGCCCGUGUUUUAAGCCGAUAUGCAGAACCAAAGCCAUCAAAAUCAGAGCUGGGAAGCAAGGUUUUGGAUGCUAUGAGAGAAGGUGACAGAGGGAAGAAAAGGUCUGGCCUCCCUGAAGCUCCGGAGAACUUGUUUGAUGACAGCAAGAGAGGAAUGCCAAAAUCUGGCCUGACUUUUGACUUUCCAGGGGGUUUUGAUCUUUUUCUCAUUGUGUUCUCCGCUGUCUUCAUCAGCACGGUCAUGUUCACAACGGCUUUUAUUGUCUGGAAGGUUGGUGCUAUCCAUUUUAACGAGUACUAAGGUACUUUUUCCCCCCAUUCUGCUGAGCAUCUUUUUGCAGCAUGCUGAACUUCUUGGAUGUGAAGUAUAUGCAUUUGAAUGUACAGAAGUAGAAGAAGGUUUGCAUGGUUACUAGUUCUGUUAUUAUCAUUAUA